Messenger RNA from Eurypyga helias (sunbittern), 1545 nucleotides. Its product is annotated as dynein heavy chain 1, axonemal-like. Gene Ontology annotation, molecular function: minus-end-directed microtubule motor activity; dynein intermediate chain binding; dynein light intermediate chain binding. The record is from RefSeq and is a predicted model, not a curated record. The annotation marks the transcript as partial. The transcript is spliced from 10 exons. Gene Ontology annotation, biological process: microtubule-based movement. NCBI's taxonomy places the organism in Eukaryota, Metazoa, Chordata, Aves, Eurypygiformes, Eurypygidae. Gene Ontology annotation, cellular component: dynein complex.
GGGUUUGUGCCCAAGGCUGAGAGCAGCGUCUGCGCCCUGGGCAGGGUGCGAGGGUGCCCCUACACCCUAAAGGACCGGAUCAGGAACAUCAACAACUACAUCACCUUCAGCCUCUACAGCAACGUGUGCCGUAGCCUCUUCGAGAAGCACAAGCUGAUGUUUGCCUUCCUGGUUUGCGUCCGGAUUCUGAUGAACGAUGGGCGGAUCGAUAUGGAUGAGUGGCGGUACCUGCUGUCAGGAGGAACCAUAAAGGAGAUGAGAGAGAACCCAGCUCCGGCCUGGCUGUGUGAGAGAGCGUGGGGAGACAUUCUGGCCUUGAGCAGCCUGAAGAACUUCUCCGGCUUCGCCAAGGAUUUCGCAGCCAACCUUGUAGCAUUCAGGGCCAUUUUUGACAGCCCCAAACCUCACAGGCAACCCCUGCCCGGGAAGUGGGAAGCUGAGCUUGAUGCCUUCCAGAAGCUGCUGGUUCUGCGGUGUCUGCGGGGAGAUAAGAUCACCAACGCCAUGCAGGACUUCGUGGCGCUGAACCUGGAUCGGCAUUUCAUUGAGCCGCAGACCACUGACCUCUCGGUCGUCUUCAGGGAGUCCAAGGCCAACACCCCGCUGGUGUUCGUGCUGUCCCCGGGCACUGACCCCGCUGCGGACCUCUACAGGUUUGCCGAAGAGAUGAAGUUCUCCCAAAAGCUCUCUGCCAUUUCUCUGGGCCAAGGCCAGGGCCCGCGCGCUGAGGCCAUGAUGCACAGUGCCACGGAGCAGGGCAACUGGGUCUUCUUCCAGAACUGCCACCUGGCCCCCAGCUGGAUGCCGUCACUGGAGAGGCUCGUCGAGGGCAUCCUGGGUUUCCAGGUGCAUCAGGACUUCCGCCUCUGGCUCACCAGUCUACCCAGCGCCCACUUCCCUGUGUCCAUCCUCCAGAAUGGCUCAAAGAUGACCAUUGAGCCCCCCCGUGGGGUCAAGGCCAACCUACUCAAGUCCUACAUUAGUUUCAGUGAUGACUUCCUGAAUUCUUGUCCGAAGGUCGCAGAGUUUAAAUCCCUCUUGCUGUCACUUUGCUUCUUCCAUGGGAACAUGCUGGAGAGGAGAAAGUUUGGGCCUUUGGGGUUCAACAUCCCCUACGAGUUCACAGACGGAGACCUCCGCAUCUGCGUCAGUCAGCUCCACAUGUUCCUCAGCGAGUCCGCAGACGUCCCGUACAAGGUUCUGAGGUACACAGCCGGGGAGAUCAACUACGGCGGCCGCGUGACUGACGACUGGGACAGGCGCUGCAUCGUCAGCCUCCUGGAGGAUUUCUACAAGCCCGAGGUUUUAACGCCCGAGUUUGCCUAUUCCGAAUCGGGGAUCUACAAGCAGAUCAGUACCUCUUCUGACCUCAACGGCUACCUGCAGUACGUCAGGAGCCUGCCGCUGAACGACAGCCCGGAGCUCUUCGGGCUGCACGACAACGCCGACAUCACCUUCGCUCAGCACGAGACCUCUGCGCUGCUGGGGGCCAUCGCGCAGCUGCAACCCAAGACCCUGGCACUGGGCGGCCGCAGCAGGGAGGAG